GAGAAGGAUAUUCAUGCACGCAUCUGUGCCUCCCGAAAAUGAAGUCUGCAACUGAUAUUUACGGUGGCGCCAUCAAUCUGACAACGACUGGCCAAAAACUAUUUAAUUCAUUUUCAUUUUUAAUUGAGAAGGAAAAAAACAAAAUAAAACAGGAAAGAUCCAAUAUGUGGGUAUAAAUACAGCGAAGCAAAGGAUCUAACAGUCCUCUUUGAGUAGGGCUUGGUCUCCAACACUCCGACCCUUUACAGUCAGGGUAGAGAGGACACAAGCAGUUCUUGGCUCCUAAUUAUAUCUUUCUCUCUGCUUCCAUCUAUCAUUAAUCUUUUCUGUGUGUGAUGGGGGAGAGAAUCACUCCUGGGAGUUACUUCCAGUAUCCUCCCUCUGGAGCCCAUCAAGCUUCUCCUCACAGGUCCUGUUCUCUUCCAUCAGAUCGUGACAGAUACUUGGCUGAAUUAUUGGCAGAGAGGCAAAAGUUGGUACCAUUUAUGCAAGUUCUACCACAUUGUAGCAGGCUUCUUAAUCAAGAAAUCAGACGAGCAUCAGGUUUCAGUCAAGGUUUUGUAGAUCAUGAAAGAUACGAACAUGAGAGUCCUUAUCGGUCAUUGGGUCAGCAGCGAAAUGGAAGAUCAAUGGAUUUUGAAGCAUGGUCUGGGAUGCAAACAGAGGAAAACGGGCAUCUUCAAAGAAUGGCCUCAUUUCAUGCUGCUUCAAUGGGCUGGCCUGGGGUCCCUGGAGUCCCAACCACACCUGUCAUAAAGAGAGUGGUCAGACUCGAUGUUCCUGUUGACAAAUAUCCAAAUUAUAAUUUUGUCGGACGAAUAUUAGGGCCUCGUGGAAAUUCCUUGAAAAGAGUUGAGGCCAUGACUGAAUGCAGGGUGUAUAUAAGAGGCAAGGGGUCUGUAAAGGAUUCUUUGAAGGAGGAGAAGCUAAAAGAUAAACCUGGUUAUGAACACCUCAAUGAGCCACUGCAUGUGUUGGUGGAGGCUGAAUUUCCGGAGGACAUAAUAAAUGCCCGCUUGGAUCAUGCUGUAACAAUAAUAGAAAGCCUCUUGAAGCCCAUGGAUGAAUCCUUGGAUCAGUAUAAAAAGCAGCAAUUAAGGGAGUUGGCUGUGCUUAAUGGUACAUUAAGGGAGGAAAGCCCAAGUAUGAGUCCAAGCAUGAGUCCUAGCAUGUCACCCUUUAACACCACAGGAAUGAAACGGGCCAAGACAGGAAGAUAACCCUACAUUAUGUUGAUGGAUGAUUAGUUAAAUGCUGGAUGACAGCAACUGACUGAUAGAAGCCCCUAAUAUCUUCUUUAUGCAUUCUGUUUCUGGCAACCUUGGGAGGACCCUUGGGAGCUGACUAUUCAGGAAGGGCUCACUGAACUUCUGAAUCUGGGGCUUAAUUGCUUGAAUAUUGGUGGGUUAUUUGCUUCACUAGACUUGUUCAACAUGGCAUCACAUUUAUCUGUAGUAUUUAUUCUUUGGUGUAUUAUUCCUUUGGACAAUUAGUCAUUUCAUUGGUUAAAUCAGCAUAUGUGGUGUAAUUUGUUAAUCUUUUCCAAGUCCUGUAACUUCUAAAUGUGUUAGAAGAUUCUUUGCAUCAUGUGAUAAACAUCUCUCUGUAAAUUCGAACUUUAGGCUCGAAUGCAGAAUUUGUGAUUGUGUUA
Molecule: messenger RNA, 1651 nt
Organism: Hevea brasiliensis (rubber tree)
Lineage: Eukaryota; Viridiplantae; Streptophyta; Magnoliopsida; Malpighiales; Euphorbiaceae
Product: KH domain-containing protein At1g09660/At1g09670
Exons: 8
Coding region: 336-1220 (294 amino acids)
Biological process (GO): regulation of mRNA splicing, via spliceosome
Cellular component (GO): nucleus
Molecular function (GO): mRNA binding
Source: RefSeq, a predicted model, not a curated record